AUGGAUGAAAAGCUGGAUAAAAUACUUACUGAUAUAGAAUUAAAAUUUGAAACAAUAUCUGAUAAAAUGGUUGAAUUGACUACCUCGUUAACAAAUAACAGUCAAGAGAUUAUGAAAUUAAAUGAUAAAAUAGAGUGGCUGGAAUCAUUAACAUUUAAAAAUAAAAUUUGUAUUAACGGAAUAAAAGAAGAUACAAGGGAACACUUGUUAUCUAUUGUCACUAAUUUAAUAAAUAACACUAUGAAAAUAAAAUGUAAUAUAUGGGAUAUUAAUGAUUUACACAGAAUUGGUAAAUUAAAUAAGUUUAAAAAUCGCACACUGAUUGUGGAUUUUGCUUCUAAUUUGAAAAAGCAAGAAAUACUUAAAUCUAGAAAUAUGCUGAAAGGAACCGAAAUAUUUUUGAAUGGACAGUUAUCGAAUAAAUCCUACAAUUUGUUAAAGAAAGCUAAAUCAAAAUAUGGAAAUAAUAGUGUAUGGACCUGGAACGGACAAAUUUUUAUAAAAGAAAAUGAUGCUGUUCGCCAAAUUUGUUUGGAAGAAGACAUUUAAAUGGUCAAAAUUUUUAGUGCAUG
This is a messenger RNA of Psylliodes chrysocephalus, 572 nucleotides long. NCBI's taxonomy places the organism in Eukaryota, Metazoa, Arthropoda, Insecta, Coleoptera, Chrysomelidae. The record is from the annotation of a GenBank genome assembly.